AUGCAUAUCUACCGCCGUCAGGCCCGCAACCUAGCCUGGUACGAUGAAGAAGGCGAAGCUUCAUCGCAUAAUCCAUUCAAGAAAUUCCGCCGCCAGCAACACCCCCGACGCUCAAACUCCAUGCAGCUUGAAAGCGGUCUCCAGUCCCGCAGCCUGGGUGAUCUGUCAGAAGAUCACCGCCGAAGACAGGACAUGAACCACGACCUUACGGGCCCGAACUACUCUGGCAGUUUUCCGCCAGAGUCGGCUGGAAGCGACUUGGACACCCCAACCCCCCACCGAUCUCCACCUGAGCCCUCAGUGGAGAGCCAUGAUCCCAUCAAUGUCUCGCGCGGGCUUGAGGAGUCUGCUGACUCUGGGGUUCCACGCCAGAGAAAGGGCGGGUUCCUGGGCAAGCUCAGUCGUGGCGAGGAUAGUUUGGAUGAGGAUAAGAAAUCGCUCUCUGAGCCGCAGAAGUUCACAUUCGCCUCGCAGCUAAGAGCCACUAUCCUGAACUCGUGGAUCAAUGUUCUUUUAAUUGCUGCGCCAGUCGGAAUUGCUCUAUACGCCGUGGAGGCCAACCCCAUUGCUGUUUUCGUCGUUAACUUCAUUGCUAUCAUUCCCUUGGCUGCUAUGCUGAGUUUUGCGACUGAAGAAAUCGCCCUUCGUACCGGUGAAACUAUUGGCGGUCUGCUGAAUGCUUCGUUCGGUAAUGCCGUUGAACUGAUCGUUGCAAUCAUCGCUUUGGUCAAGCACAAGACUCUUAUUGUACAGACAUCCCUCAUUGGCAGUAUGUUGUCAAACUUGCUGUUGGUUAUGGGCAUGUGCUUCUUCUUCGGUGGAAUCGACCGUAUGGAACAGCACUUCAACGUGACAGUUGCCCAAACUGCCGCGAGUAUGUUGGCCUUGGCUGUUAGCAGUUUGAUCAUUCCCACCGCGUAUCACCGGUGGUCUGAUACCACCCACGGCGAUGGAACUGCCGCUUUGUCUCGAGGAACCAGUGUCCUUCUCUUAAUUGUCUACGCAUGCUACCUCUUCUUCCAACUCAAGUCUCACGCAGACAUGUACAACCGCCCCAGCCCGAAAGUUGAACGGCGACGAGCCCGCGUCAGUGAAGGAGACGCCAGUCGUGGAAUUGCCCAGAUCGGCAAGAUGACCGCCGCCCCAUUGGUCGGCCAGAACCCAGACCACAUGCAAAUGGAGGAUGCAGAGGAUGAGCCUGAGCAGCCCCAGCUCUCCAUUGUCACUGCUAUGCUCACGCUCCUCAUCUCAACUGCGUUUGUGGCUGCGUGUGCCGAGUUCAUGGUUGACUCCAUCGAUGCUCUGACUCACACUGGUAACAUUGGCGAGACAUUUGUUGGAUUGAUCCUUCUACCUAUUGUUGGUAAUGCUGCUGAGCAUGCUACUGCCGUGACGGUGGCUUGUAAAGACAAGAUGGAUCUUGCCAUUGGUGUUGCUGUUGGCUCGAGUAUGCAGAUUGCGCUGCUUGUGUUGCCGUUGAUCAUUGUUCUUGGAUGGAUUAUUGGUGUUGAAGACAUGACACUCAACUUCGACGGGUUCCAAGUCAUUGUGCUUUUCAUGUCUGUUCUUUUGGUGAACUACCUCAUCGGUGAUGGCAAGUCUCACUGGCUUGAGGGUGUCUUGUUGAUGAUGAUGUACUUGAUCAUCGCCAUUGCGGCUUGGUAUGUGUUCGUUCUGCAUUGCCAAGUAACAGCCACUAACUUUGUUUAG
Molecule: messenger RNA, 1710 nt
Organism: Penicillium salamii
Lineage: Eukaryota; Fungi; Ascomycota; Eurotiomycetes; Eurotiales; Aspergillaceae
Source: the annotation of a GenBank genome assembly